This is a messenger RNA of Gasterosteus aculeatus aculeatus (three-spined stickleback), 2357 nucleotides long. Its product is annotated as peroxiredoxin-like 2A. Gene Ontology annotation, molecular function: antioxidant activity. NCBI's taxonomy places the organism in Eukaryota, Metazoa, Chordata, Actinopteri, Perciformes, Gasterosteidae. The record is from RefSeq and is a predicted model, not a curated record.
GGGUCGUACAUUUGUUUCUAAUAUCCUACAGUUGGCUGGCAGUAAUCACUGAGCCUGCUUAUAAAGAAAGCUUUGUUCAGUGUUUGAUGGACAUAAAGCAACGAGCACUGAUGCAUUGAAACUCAAAUCCCCCCUCAGGCAACAAGAGGGUUAAAAGCUACUAAUAAAUUACCUUCUACAGAUCGAAAUAUUAACAUACAUCAGUGAUGUUAUUGCAUUAUUAUAAAAGAUGCAUUUACAUCUCUGUAGCAUUUUAAAGUUGUUUUAAGUAUUUUCCACAUUGUCAUUGAGUAGUUAAAUCUAUGACUAUGACAUCAUCAUAUUUCUGAAGGUAAUCAUUGAUGAAAAUUCCGUUUGAGGUGGAGGUGAUUGUGUAAUUAUGUUUUUGUAAGCCGAUCAUGCCUUGUAUCAAAAGUCCAAAUCAAAGUGGUGGCAGAGAAGAAGAAUCUAAAAUACUCAAGUAAAAUAGCUCAAAAACCACAGCAGUGCAGGUUCCUUUCAAAGCCUCAGGCGUGAUCCUUCUGCCCAGCACCGUGCGGGCAUCUCUUUAUGCAUGACACACCAUUAUCUUUAUUCAUUAGAAUUUCCUGAUUGUGUUAACAUUACAUUACAUUAGUACCUGACACUACCAGUGCUGACAGCUAGUCUCACUGCUCAGAGACAGUCAAGGCUUUGCUUGAGUUGCAGGCGUGGCCAUCUGUCUCUAUUGGCUGCUGCUGUGAUCAUUUUUUUCAUUUUUCAUUGGGCUUCUCAAGUGUCGCAACACAAAUGCAUUUGGGGGAUUUGCUUUUUGAAACUGGAUGAGCCUAAUCUCUGCAGAAUAACGAUUGCUUUGCCUUCUUGGAAAUAGAGACAAGGAGAUCUUGAGGGUGUUUGUAGUCAGGGGGGGUCAGUCAUUUUCCACGCUCCCGAUGCUCUCCAGCUGUUCGACAGCUCUGAGGUGGCGACUGCGCCUCUCUCUGGCGGGCACGACCAUGAGCAGCCAGCCAUCAGCCGCAGCCUGGCCCCAGUUACUAAGAACGCCCGCCGCUCGGUUUCACCAAAGUAACGCCAGGCCUGAGCCAAACAAGCCUCCUUCAGUGCUGUCCUCUGUGUCCGAGCUGGAGGGCGGGCUGUUCGGGAUGGGGAUGUGGUCGCUGGGUCUGGGUGCGGUCGGAGCCGCGCUUGCCGGGAUCUUCUUGGCCAACACUGACCUUUGCCUUCCUAAAGCCGCUAGUGCGUCACUGGAGAACCUCGAAGACGCUGACCUGCGCUCCACCAGAGAUGGCGACAACGUCAUUAAAGGAAGGAGCCUGUGGGACAAGAACGGGGCCGUGGUCAUGGCCGUACGACGCCCUGGAUGAUUUUUGUGCAGAGAGGAGGCCUCUGGGCUGUCCUCUCUGAAGCCCCAGCUGGAAGAGCUCGGGGUCCCUCUGGUCGCUGUGGUGAAGGAGGAUGUGGGCACAGAGAUCCGGGACUUCCGACCGCACUUCGCCGGGGACAUCUUCAUAGAUGAAAAGAAGAGCUUCUACGGCCCGCUGCAGAGAAAGAUGGGCGGCCUGGGCUUCAUUCGCCUCGGGGUCUGGCAGAACUUCAUGCGGGCCUGGAGGUCAGGUUACCAGGGCAACAUGAACGGCGAGGGCUUCAUCCUGGGCGGAGUGUUUGUCUUCGGAGCAGGAAACCAGGGGAUUCUCCUGGAACACCGGGAGAAGGAGUUUGGCGAUAAAGUGCAGAUCGCUGAUGUUUUAGAGGCUGUUAAGAAGAUUGUACCUGCAAAAUAAGCCUCCCGCAUAAAAAAAGUCUUUCAAAAAGGUUCCCUUAAUUAGAUUAAAAAAUAACUGCAGUCAAAGUCCGUCCAUCACUACAAACUAACAUUUAUGUCGUUACUGUCUGAUAUCACAACAUACCUCUACAUUGGUUCAGUACAAAGCUGAUGUAAUUUCAGGAUUUGCCAACGAUUAUACCUCUGCAGACACCUCGCAGCUAUUGAUUUUAAGACGGGUAUUAAAAAAAAAAGGUAGUAAGGGACUUAUAUUCAAAGGUCACUUUAAAUCUGUCUUAUAGAGACAAGACAAAUUACUCUAAAGUCUCAACUCAUUUGUAACAACGUUAGUAUGCGUUGUCUUUGUCCGCUUCUCGUGGUCAGGCACCCGAAGGGGCCUCCAACAUGGCGGAGCAGUGUGUGUGCGGUCUGUGUGUGUGUUAAUGACAACUUGAAUCCAAACUCAACAUUGAGAGGAGCAGGUUUGAUGCUCAAUCACAUCCAGGUCCACCUGCUGUCGCCAUGUGGACGCCUUGUGGACGCCAUGUGGACGCCAUGCUCCCUGAAGAGAUGUGUACCUGUGCACCAAUAAUAAAGAAAGAAUACCUCAAUCACA